Molecule: messenger RNA, 885 nt
Organism: Ricinus communis (castor bean)
Lineage: Eukaryota; Viridiplantae; Streptophyta; Magnoliopsida; Malpighiales; Euphorbiaceae
Exons: 1
Coding region: 1-885 (294 amino acids)
Molecular function (GO): zinc ion binding; nucleic acid binding
Source: RefSeq, a predicted model, not a curated record
AUGGCUUCAAGUAGCUCAUCAGCUCCAGCAGCUCCUACCUUCAACGGAUCACUUUAUCAUUUGUGGUCGGUGAAGAUGAAAACUUACCUCAAAUCUCAAGGUCUAUGGAAAGUGGUUGAGACAGAUGAAGAUCCUCCCACUCUCAGGCCAAAUCCAAUAGUAGCUCAGCUCAGAGACUAUGAAGAACAGCUCCUUAGGAAAGAUAAAGCCUUGACUUGCAUCCACUCAAGCUUGGCAGAUCAUAUUUUCACCAGCAUCAUGGACCUGGAAACACCCAAAGCUGUUUGGGAUUACCUCAAAGAGAGCUUUGAAGGCACAGACCGAGUGAAACCUGUGAAGCUCUUGAUGCUCAAUAGAGAAUUUGAGCUGCUCAAGAUGAAGAAUGACGAGCUAGUGAAAGAUUAUUCAUCAAGAAUGAUGGAUCUUGUAAACCAAAUUAGGCUGUAUGGUGAAGCUCUACCUUAUCAGAGAGUGGUGGAGAAGAUUAUGGUCAGCGUACCAAGAAAAUUUGAAGCUAAAAUUUCAGCUAUUGAAGAGUCAUGUGAUUUGCAGAGGCUAACAGUAGAUGAGCUCACUAGCAAAUUAGUAGCUCAAGAACAAAGAAGCUUAAUGAGAGAUGAAGAGACAACUGAAGGUGCUUUCUUUGUUUCUCAUAAAGGAAAGAAGCCAAACAGCAGAAAUAGAAGAGGUACUAGCUACAAAAAUCGAGCUCCAGAAAAUUCGAGCUCAAAACAGGGCAAGCUUCCUCCUUGCUCCAUUUGCAAGAAAACAAACCAUGCUGAAAAAGAUUGUUGGUACAAAGAUGGUGAAAAACCAAAGUAUAAAUGCAGCUCUUGCAACAAGAUUGGCCACACCGAGAAGUUUUGCAGAGCUAAGAAAGCUUAA